AUGGGUGACGUUAGUUGCUAUAUGGGAGCACCAGGUUCGGGAGCGCCUGGUUCUACCGGAGGUUCGAGUGGCGGUGGAGGUGGUGGUGGCGGAGGUUAUAGCGGAGGCGGUGGAGGUUACGGAGGUGGAGGUUCCGACGGUGGUUAUGCGUAUCAGAGAGAGGAAUACGCCUAUGGAGGAGGUGGAGGAGGUGGAUUUGAUGCCACAGGCGGUGGCGGUGGCGGUGGAGGCGGUGGUGCUGAUACUGGCCCAAAAAUGCGAACUGAUGUAUCGUGCUAUCUGGGACCACGAUAA
This is a messenger RNA of Anisakis simplex (herring worm), 294 nucleotides long. The record is from the annotation of a GenBank genome assembly. NCBI's taxonomy places the organism in Eukaryota, Metazoa, Nematoda, Chromadorea, Rhabditida, Anisakidae.